Molecule: messenger RNA, 649 nt
Organism: Paramecium tetraurelia
Lineage: Eukaryota; Ciliophora; Oligohymenophorea; Peniculida; Parameciidae
Exons: 5
Biological process (GO): regulation of cytosolic calcium ion concentration
Cellular component (GO): neuron projection; cytosol; synapse
Molecular function (GO): calcium ion binding
Source: RefSeq, a predicted model, not a curated record
AUCAAUAAGAAAUUGUUCAAUAAUGAAUACAUUAAAUAACAUGACCAAUCCUUAUAACAUGCCAUCUAUGCCAUAUGGAGGUAUUUUAGAUCCAGAUGGCUGCAGAAUGCUUGCUAGAAAAAUCUUUUAGACUUAUGAUAUCUCCAAAAAAGGAUAUAUAGAUGUUGUUGAUGUUGGAUCCAUGUUUACAGAUGCAUACAGAGCGUAGAAUAUCACGAUCAAGCCUAAAGUCAAUGAGACGAAUGGUUUUCUGAGAGCAAUUAAUAAGAGUGCUUAGAAUAGAGUUACAUUACAAGAUGUGGAGUAGUAUUGUUUGAAGAAAUUUUGCGGUACUUCUUAUUAGUUCAAAUAACAACAAUCAGCCAACAAACAACCUAAUUAUAUUGAAGAGAGACUCGAAGUGGCAAGAAGUCUUUUCAAGAAGCUUGACGCAGACGGCUCUGGGUACAUAACUGAAGAUGAGGUUUAUGAGAUAAUUCGUGAAACAUACAGAUAGAUGGGAAUGAAAUAUGAGCCUACUGUUGAUGAUGUCCGAAGUUGGAUUCAUAUGACUGAUUCGGAUGGGGAUGGGAAAGUUACUUUAGAGGAUUAUGAAAACUUGGUGUUGAAGUCAUUGCAACAAUAAGCGAUUUCAUAUAAUCUAAGUUGA